Messenger RNA from Psylliodes chrysocephalus, 1161 nucleotides. The record is from the annotation of a GenBank genome assembly. Lineage: Eukaryota; Metazoa; Arthropoda; Insecta; Coleoptera; Chrysomelidae.
AUGAUUUCUAUUGAAGAAGAUAAACAAUUUUUAAUUAAUCAAAGGAAAAAGGGACGGCCAGGAUUUAUGUACGGAAUCGAUCUCAAGGAAUUUAAAAUAACAACAAAAAGAAAAACAAGAAUUAUGGAACGAAGAGAGGCAGACGUGAUGAGAAAAGAGCAAAGCGAUCGUGAAGUUGAACAAAUGAUGCAAACUGCCGAAUUGGUCUCAACCUCAAGCAGCAUUUUAGAAUCAGAUGUGAGUGUAGUACCAGUUGCUGGAACAUCCACUGCUAAUAUUGUGAUAGAACAUACUUCCCCAGAAGAUAUGGAAUUUGCAUCCCUUUUAUCAGAAUCACCAAGAGCAAAAAGGAAGAGAGGAUUUCGUAACAUAAUGACAACGAAGCUAUGUGCGGCUUUAGAUAAACGUAAAAUUUCUGACAGGGAUGCAGUUCAUAUUCUGAUUGCUACAAUCGAGGCAUUGGAUCUUGAUGUCCAGGAGUUUAUCAUAAACAGAAGUUCCAUUCAUUUUUAUAGAGAAAAAAUACGCAAAGAGAAGGCAUCUAAAAUUAAAAAGUACUUCAAAGACACUAAAUUACAAGCUGCUGUCGUGCAUUGGGAUGGUAAAUUACUUCCAGCAUUAACAGAAACAGAACAAAAUGCUCUUUGUGAUAUUUGUAUUUUUAUUGUGAGUGUGUAUAUCGAAGCAUGGUUUUGUGCGCCUUCUGCUGCCAAAGCACCAUAUCAAGAUUUCACGGUUCUUUCAAAACUUUUUGCAUAUCAAGCUAUCGAUCGUGAUAUCUCUCAAGUUGCUUUACAAAAACUAAGCAAUCAUUUAUGGUAUUUAAGCCCUGAAGUUGUCGCAUUAGCUUUCUUUGAUCCAAAUGUGCCAUUUGAAUCGAAAAUAAAAAUGGUCAAUGCUUUAAAUCGCGAAACAGAAUUAUUAAUCAAAAAUGAGAAGCGAAUACAAAUACAAAUCGAUGAAAUCCCACCAAUUAUCAACGACAGAAUUGAACAAUUCGUUACCUCCGAAACUAGAGAAUUUUUCAAAAGAUUUGAAUUGGAUGAUGAAUUCCUUAUGACAGAUCCGUUGACGUGGCAUCAAAAUGAAUGUUUUGUAAAAGGUCUGGAAUUAGUGAAUAAAUUGAAAGUUGUAAAUGAUUCGGCUGAGAGAGGGGUGUGA